ACAUUACUGGUAUGUCAUUAAUGGAACAUUCUCUAAUGGCUUCUUCCUCAUCCAUUUCUUCGUCAGUACCGGUCCAGGAAACUGAAGUACAAGUAGAGAAUCAACAAGAUCAUCAGCAACAGCAGAACAGAAAUGUUUCUUCUGUUCGAAUAAGUUUUACGAUGAUAAGUGAUUGGUCAUCGUUGGACAUUAUGGAUGAUGUUUGGUCAUGCAUAAUCAUUCUCCUUGUUUGCUGGUUCUUAGCAGUAUCUGUAAUGGUGGUUGUGGGAUUCUAUGGGGCAAUGGAUUUGCCAAUUAGCCCGAAUUUCUCACGUUUACUAGCGGCGAAUCCGUUGUUUGUCAGUGAAAUCGAGGUAUAUGAAGUGACUGGUUCAAAGCAAAGUCCAGUUCUAUAUGGAUUUUACAAUCCUCCUCCACUUGAUCUAGAGACAAAUUGGUCUGAAAGUUUCCACACAUCUAUACCAGCUUAUUCACAUAAGGAGUGGAUAUAUUAUCUGAACCCAGGAUCUGAGGUGGAUAUUAUGUAUAGCGCGAAAUCUCUGGACUCUUCUCCACUGUUCAUUGUGAUUGCCGAAGGUGAGAAAGACCUUGUGGAAUGGAUUGAGGACCCAUCAUAUCCUAACACCACAUUAUCGUGGAGUAUCAUUCAAGGAAGUGGUAGGAUUCAGCAGAAAGUUUUCAGAUCUUCCUAUUACUAUGUUGCAGUGGCUAACAUUAAUCCAGAGCCAGCUGAGGUGCAGUUGAACAUCAGUAUACAGGCUUUCUUGUAUAAUACAUCCAAGGCAUAUUACAAGUGUUCCCUGAAUGAAAGUUUAUGUGGUUUGAAGCUUUUUCCCUUUAAACAAAAUGUGGCUAUUCUAUCUUCUCCUGGUCGACAACAGGGUACUCCACCAGAAGAUUGGUUUGUCAAAGUGUCAUAUGAGCCACGAUGGAUUACAUAUUUUCUUGGUUCAGGUGCAAUGACAUUGAUCUUCUUUCUCAUAUACAAGGUAUGUGCUAAGUUCCUAAACAGCAGCCAAAAUGGUUCUGAUAAUGAGAGAACCCCAUUGCUGGGACAAAAAGAUGAUGAUAUAUUGAGUUUGGGUUCUUCCUAUGAUUCUGUAUCUCAUGAUGAGGAAUUCGAAGACCCCCUCCCUUUGGGUUCCACUGAAGGAAAACAACUAAAAGAAGGAGAGACUGAAAAUCCUCAUCAUCUCUGUCUGGUUUGCUCUGAUACUGCAAGGGACAGUUUUUUCCUUCCAUGUGGACACUGUGCUACAUGCUAUACAUGUGGAACAAGGAUUAUAGAGGAGGCAGGAGUUUGUCCUGUAUGUCGCAGAAAAAUGAAGAAAUUGAGGAGGAUAAUUGCAGUUUGAGUAGUACAGGUUCCUGGGGAGAUGUUUGUCAUUGCCAAUCAGACUUGCCUGGAAGAAAACCCAUAUCCCAUUUGUGGAUUACGAUAUCUCUAUAUCAUGCUAACUACUUACUUACUUACUUACUUACAUUAACUAUGGGUGCCAAAGCUGUGGGUUUCUUCUACCUAAUGGUUUAUCCAAAUGAAACAAAGCCUUGCAUAGUACUACUGAAAAUUAUGGCUCAGCAACUAAUAGUACGGUGGUGUCUAUGAGUGUAACUCACAUUAUCCCAUCUAUAUGCAAAGUGCUUGUCUACUUGCUUGCU
Molecule: messenger RNA, 1659 nt
Organism: Papaver somniferum (opium poppy)
Lineage: Eukaryota; Viridiplantae; Streptophyta; Magnoliopsida; Ranunculales; Papaveraceae
Exons: 10
Coding region: 12-1355 (447 amino acids)
Source: RefSeq, a predicted model, not a curated record